AUGGCUUUCCUCAUCAUCUCGCCGACGGGAAAGAAAUACUUGUUCGACGCGGGUGCGAGGAAGGAUUAUUGGAAUUAUAGCCCGAUGAUCAGGGAGAGGUUUCGGAAGGGUGUUAAUGUUGGGGGGAUGAGGGUUACCAAGGGGGUGGCCGAGCUUUUGAGGGAGGGGGGUGUGGGUGUUGAGGAGGGUGAGGUUGAGGGGGUUUUCUGGAGUCACUGGCAUUUCGAUCACAUAGGCGAUAUGUCCACCUUCCCAUCCAGCACCAAAAUCAUCGUCGGUCCGGGAUUCAGCGAUGCGAUGUUACCUGGCUAUCCUGCGAAUCCGGAUAGUCCGCUGUUGGAAUCUGAUUAUGUCAACCACGAAAUGCAAGAACUCACCUUCACAACCCCCCUCGAAAUCGGCGGCUUCCGCGCAAUCGACUACUUCGCCGACGGCUCGCUGUACAUCCUCGACGUCCCCGGCCACGCAAUCGGCCAUAUCUGCGCGCUCGUCCGCACCACGCCCGAUACCUUCGUCCUGCUCGGCGCGGACGCGUGUCAUUUCGCGGGGAGUCUGCGCCCGAGUGUUUGGGUGCCGCUGCCGGAAUCGGUUACUCGUGAGGAACUGGGUGAGGUGCAGGGGGGGGGAUGUCCGUGUGAGGAUUUCUUGGUCAGUCAUCCACGUGGGAAGGAGGGACGGAUCAAGCCGUGGUAUAGCGCUAGUAGAACGCCUGGAUCAGCGUAUGCGGAUUGGAGGGUCGCGGAUCGGAGUGUGGAAAAAUUGAGGGGGUUUGAUGCGUGUGUGGAUGUGUUGGUUUGUUUGGCGCAUGAUCCGGGGGUGGGGGAGGUGCUGCCGGUUUUUAAUGGGGAGGGGAUUAAGGGAGGGGGGAUUGGGAAGUGGAAGGAACGGGGGUGGAAGGAGAAACUUAGGUGGAGGUUUUUGGGGGAGUUGCCUAGGAUGGUUGGGGGUGAGGGUGGGAAGGGGAGGGGGUGGGUUAGGGGGAGGGAACCGAUUGUUGAGGGGUGGUGGAGGGGUGGGAAGAGGGUUGGUGUUGAGGAGGCGCUGAGGAGGGAUGGUGAGGAGUAG
Messenger RNA from Glarea lozoyensis ATCC 20868, 1065 nucleotides. RefSeq names its product Metallo-hydrolase/oxidoreductase. The transcript has 3 exons. NCBI's taxonomy places the organism in Eukaryota, Fungi, Ascomycota, Leotiomycetes, Helotiales, Helotiaceae. The record is from RefSeq and is a predicted model, not a curated record. Bases 1 to 1065 code for a protein of 354 amino acids.